AUACUAGUUGUACCUAACACACUUGUUUUCAUAAUGCUGUAAACUACCAUAACACAGAAAACAUAAAACAACAAAAUAAUCUUCAAGAUAGACCCUUAUCGCCCAAGGCAUUGAUUUAACUUUUCAUUUUCAUUCUAUCUUCAAUAUUGUAGCAAUAGUAGGAAGAAGAGAGUGAAAAUGUACAAGACACAGCUGCAAGAGUUAUGCCAACAGAGAAGGUGGAGUUUGCCAAAAUACUCUGCCAUGAAUGAAGGUCUUCAACACAUGCCAAGCUUUAAGGCUUCUGUUCUUGUCAACAAUGUCACUUUUACUUCUUCUCAUACUUUCCAUACCUCCAAAGAAGCACAAAACCAAGCUGCUAUGACUGCUUUUAUCAACUUAUCUACUCCUUCAUCAGGCUCUUCAACACCAAGAGAUGAACACGGUUCAAAAGAGGAAGUUGGAGCUGCCAAACCUCAAGAGAUACCUGUUAUAAUGACUGAGACGGCUUGUUUGACGAGCAAACCUCAGUUGCAAAACUAUGCUCGAAAAAACAAUCUCGAUCAACCUGUUUUUACAAUUAAAACUGAGGGGCUACCUCAUAUCAUUCGCUAUAAGGCUACUGUUGUUAUUGGUGGGGCGUCAUUCGACAGCCCAACAUUUUUCAACACAAGAAAAGAGGCAGAACAUGCUGCUGCCAAAGUUGCUUUGAAGGAGUUGCCAAUUUCCGCUGACUUGUUUCAGAAGGAUGAUUCUUGUCCAGCCAAGAGUUUACUGCUUGAGUUAACACAGACAGAAGGUUUUUCAAAACCAAUAUAUAAAACGACUGAGUCUCGUUCGUCGAAUAUGCCAACUUUUUUCUCAACUGUGGAAGUAGAGGGUGUUGAAUUUCAUGGAAAGGCAUCUAGAUCCAAAAAGCAAGCAGAACAUGAUGCUGCCAAGAUUGCUUACAUCGCCUUAAAAGAGUGUGGACUUUAUAUGUAUGCUUCUUUUUCUUCCUCUACCAAAGAAAACAUGGCACUACAAUCAACCCGUAAAUCAGACAUCGCUAAAUCCAAACAGAUCCUCAACUCGGACCUCGACUCGGACGAUGAUCUUUUGGAUUGGGAGAUAUUAAACACUGAUAUCAAAGUUAACAAUGGCAAACGUAAUGGAUCUUUUCCACUGCCUCCUAACAAAAAAAUAAAGAUAAGCAACAUGUGCCCGUCAUCUUCAUUACUUGGUAACAGGUUCAAGGUGUACACUAGUUUUCCAAAUAUCAUAUUUCCCGAGGGGAUUACAAUUGUGCCUAUUGGUGAAGAUAAAUGGAUUGCAGCAAGCCUGGAAUGUCCAAAUGACAAAGACGUUUGAUUCUGGUUAAAAAGUUUCAUGUAUGAUUUUGGUUUCAAGUAGUAGUAGACAUGAUAUUGAAUCUAUGUUGUUAUUUGGGUUCAAGUUAAACUCUAUAAGACUUAUU
Vicia villosa (hairy vetch) is the source of this 1435-nucleotide messenger RNA. Its product is annotated as double-stranded RNA-binding protein 1-like. NCBI's taxonomy places the organism in Eukaryota, Viridiplantae, Streptophyta, Magnoliopsida, Fabales, Fabaceae. The coding region runs from base 178 to 1329 and encodes 383 amino acids. The record is from RefSeq and is a predicted model, not a curated record. The transcript is spliced from 5 exons.